Arabis nemorensis is the source of this 708-nucleotide messenger RNA. Lineage: Eukaryota; Viridiplantae; Streptophyta; Magnoliopsida; Brassicales; Brassicaceae. The record is from the annotation of a GenBank genome assembly.
AUGGACAGUAAGAGGGAGAUGAAGAAGCGCAAUGAGUCCGAUAUUGGAGCAAUCUCGACACCUUCGCCGUUAGUAACGCGUAAGAAGGGAAAGAAGCGGAAGAAUCGGAAGGAAAGUGAUGGAGACGAAAUCCCUGCCUUGAAUAAGAAAGUUGAUCAAAUAGGUAAUUGUCUUAACGAGCUGACUGGAAUUGUCAAAAAACUUAACAAGAAUUCAGAGAUGUCAUCAAAGGAGAAAGAAAUUCCAAAGAAGGUAGAAUAUGAGUGCUUAUUCGAAAAUGAAGAUUCUGAUAUGGGAAACGGACAGACCAUAUUCGUUAGGGGGUUCGACUGUUCCUUUCCAAUUGAUGAUAUCAAGAGCACAUUGACAAAACACUUCAGUUCUUGUGGAGAGGUUUGGAGGGUUUUUCUUCCGUAUGAGUGUAAAACCGGUUCUCCCUUAGGAUUUGGUUUCGUUAAUAUGAUAAGAGAUGCACACAAGGGCUUAGCACUCAAUGGAACCUACUUGGGAGGGAUGAGGCUUCAGGUUACAAUGGCUAUAGACAGAACCGAGUACUAUGGCUUUACUAAUUUCAGUGGUUGUGAGCGUUGUGGUAGAGCUUUGAAUAAGCGCCGUAUGAAACGAUUCCAAGAGAAUUUCGGAAGGCGAAUCACUCCCCCCCCAGGCGCCGUUUUUAAGACUCCCAAGCAAAAUGAUGAAGCAAAAUGA